AUGGUCGACGCUCCUGAGAGUCCUGUUCCGCAGCAACAAACUCCCGUCAAGUCUUUCCAGAAUGGAGUCAGAACGACAGGCCGUGCCUUCCAUUCCCCCAACUGGCGUGUGAAGGGUGAGGAGAGCCCCAGUGCGCAGAGCGCGGGGUCUCCUGGUCCGAAGACCAAUACCUCGAGAGUUGCAUUUAGCAGACCCAGCCCUCAUGUUCCUCAGGCUAUCUCCGAAGGACGCCGUCUCUAUGUGGGCAACAUGCCCUACACUGCCAAGUCGGAAGAUGUGCAAGCGCUGUUCACCGCGGCCGAGUUUCCAAUCGAGCGGAUCGACAUUGCCAUUGACCCAUUCACUGGUCGCAACCCUUCAUACUGCUUCGUCGACCUUGAAUCGAAGGAAUUGGCAGAGAAGGCCAUGAACGAAUUGGAUGGUCGCGACAUGCUUGGCCGUCCAGUUAAAAUUAAGCCGGGCGUGGUCAAGUCUUCUAGCGAGCGCUCCCAGCAACAGCAACAGCAGCGGACAGACGGAUCUCCUCGUUCUGAUAGUAAGACCUCGCUUUUCACUAUGGACCGGUGGCGCCGCAGCGAUGCUCCUACCUUUGCCAGGACCAACAGUGAUUCCAGCCGCCGGCUCUAUGUUGGUGGCCUUCCCCGCUUGACCGAUCAAGAAGACAUUUCCAGCAAUAUCACGAAUUUCUUCAAGGACUACAAGCUUGAGAAUGUUAGCAAGCUGUUCACUCCCCACCCCGCGAAGCGCUUCGAGCCCGGUGACCACUACUACUUGUUUGUCGACUUCGGCAGUGUUGAAGAGGCACAAUCGGCCAUGAAUGCCUUGAAUGGGCAGGAGGGUCCUUGGGGCAACCCUAUCCGAGUGCAGAGGGCUCGCGGAGAGACCAACUCUGAAGACCGGAAGAACAAGUGGUCUUCUGCACGAGACGAAACCCCAGCUACCGGCGAUGUCUCGGUUGCUGUUUAA
Molecule: messenger RNA, 966 nt
Organism: Aspergillus nomiae NRRL 13137
Lineage: Eukaryota; Fungi; Ascomycota; Eurotiomycetes; Eurotiales; Aspergillaceae
Product: RNA-binding protein
Exons: 4
Coding region: 1-966 (321 amino acids)
Molecular function (GO): RNA binding
Source: RefSeq, a predicted model, not a curated record